UACUUGCGCACAUUCAUCAUUUUUAAGUAAAAGGGACAAGAAUAUUAUUACACCCAAACACACUCUCACUUUUUUUUCUAUUUUUCUACCAAUUUUUAUUUUCAAUUUAUUUUCAAUUUAUUUAUUCAUGUCAGUCUUCACACCAACGCUUUAUCGCCUUUCUCAUUUUCCUAUUUAGAUUUAAGGGGUAUAAAAUUGUUUAUUUUAAAUAAACAUUGAAAAUAUAAAAUAUAUACAAAUAUUUUUCCUUAAAUUAUUUUUUUAAUUCUAUACAUUAGUGACCGGCAAAAUUAUUUUUCCGGACCCGUAAAGGAUUCUGGAUUUCACUCUCAUUCUGGAUCAGAUCCAGCCGGAUUUUUCCAGAUAAAUUCGGUCCGGUUUAGUUCGGAAUUUUCAAAAAACCCGGAUUUGAGACCCGGACUCCGGAAAAUUCGGCCGGAGUCCGGUCUGGCGCCGGGCACUACUUUACAUUUUUAAAAAAUUUAAAAAAAUAUUUUUAGAUGAAUCUUCGUGAACAAUUUUCUACAAAUAAAUAUGCUGCCGGCCGUUUUAUGCAAUUACCUACUCAUAAUAAAAUUCAAGUUGAAUAUGUUUGGAUAGAUGGAAGUAUUCAAAAUGUUCGGUCAAAGACUAAAACUGUUGAUUUUAUCCCCAAAAAAAAUUGCCAAUUUGGAAUUUUGACGGUUCUUCAACAGACCAAGCAUCUGGUGCCGAUUCUGAUGUUUUUAUUAAACCUGUUGCUAUGUUCAAUGACCCUUUCCGUCUUGGAAAUCAUAAAACAUGCCUGGUUUGGAAUGGAACAAGAAUAUACACUUUUGGAUGUCGAUCAUCAUCCAUUCGGUUGGCCAAAGGCUCCUUUCGGAUUUCCUGGCCCCCAAGGCCCUUAUUAUUGCGGCGUUGGGGCUAAUAAAGCUUAUGGACGGGAUAUUGUUGAAUCACAUUAUCGUGCCUGUUUAUAUGCAGGAAUUACAAUUUCUGGGAUUAACGGAGAAGUAAUGCCUGGACAAUGGGAAUUUCAGGUUGGACCUUGUGAAGGUAUUGAUAUGGGUGACCAUCUUUGGGUUGCUCGUUAUCUUUUACAUCGCGUAGCUGAAGAAUUUGGUGUUAUUGUUUCUUUCGACCCAAAACCGAUUUCUGGUGAUUGGAAUGGUGCUGGAUGUCACACAAAUUUUUCGACCGAAAAAAUGAGAAAGCCUGGUGGUUAUGCUGAAAUAUUAAAUGCUAUUGAGGCCUUAUCAAAAUCACAUCAUGAACAUGUUGCUAGUCGAUGUUCUAGUGUACGUAUUCCUCGUCAAACUGAAGUUGAUGGAUAUGGAUAUUUUGAAGACAGACGUCCUUCUUCUAAUUGUGAUCCGUAUUUGGUAACUGAUGCUUUGGUGAGAACUUGCUGUUUGGGGGUUAAAAAGUUGAGUCGUUCAUAUAUUCCUCAAGAUGCAGAGGGUAUUCGAAAAAUGAUAAAUGAAUUACGCAGCGGAAAGAUACAGGAAUAA
This is a messenger RNA of Meloidogyne enterolobii, 1490 nucleotides long. Lineage: Eukaryota; Metazoa; Nematoda; Chromadorea; Rhabditida; Meloidogynidae. The record is from the annotation of a GenBank genome assembly.